Pieris macdunnoughi is the source of this 654-nucleotide messenger RNA. Lineage: Eukaryota; Metazoa; Arthropoda; Insecta; Lepidoptera; Pieridae. The record is from the annotation of a GenBank genome assembly.
AUGUUUUCUCCUCAAAGAUUAUUAACAACUUCAGCUCGUGAACGAUGUAUCGCAUGUUUAAGGGGCCUGCCUGAGUUUGUGUUUGAAGAUGUAAGUCCUAAAAAGAAAGCUUCAGUUUUAGUGCCAAUGUGUGUCAUAAAUAAUGAAGUGCAUUUACUGUACACUAUGCGAUCUACUAACUUAAGUAGCCACGCAGGACAAGUAUCGUUUCCGGGUGGAAAGAUGGAUAAAGAUGAAGAUGAAAUAGAAACGGCUUUAAGAGAGACUGAAGAAGAAAUUGGCGUGCCUCCAGAGGCAGUUGAAGUCUGGUCUACGAUGUCAAGCGUUCAAGGUCGAGAUAAGAACAUGCUUAUUACACCUGUUGUUGGUUUAAUUAAAAAUUUUGAGAAUCAGACCCUCAUACCAAAUGUCUAUGAAGUAGAAGAAAUAUUUACAGUACCUAUGUCAGCUCUUUGUGAUAGAAGAAACCAUGCACACUUGGAGUUUGAGAAAACUAUUCUUCCUGUCUUUUUAUAUGAGAAACAUAAAAUAUGGGGUAUUACAGGAUUUAUUACAAACUUUUUCCUACAAUGUUUCCUUCCAACUGAAAGCUAUCAAUGUGACUUUUUAAGAAAAAAGUUUGAAAUUCAUGAACUAUUACCAUCAAAAUUAUAG